GCUACGAGCUAGCCCUGUGUCCCGGACAUCAUUCCCCACUUGGCUUGUGCGAUUCAGUCAAGCCUAGCAUUUAUUCGUUGGCCCAUACGGUGGAUUCCUAACUGCAGAAUGUCGGAGACAGUCAAGCCACCAACUUCGUUUUUCAUCGAGGACAUCCUCUCCAUUAAAGAGAAUACACGGCUAAACUUCAGGUGCUCUUCCUCACACAAAUCCAAGGAGGGAUGCGCGCAAUGGAAUAACCAACAGUGCGAGCAUGUAUCACAAUCAGAGGAACUUUGCGCACAGGAUACAGCAUUUGAAGAGCGGAAAGAUGUAUUUGACAGCUCUUGUUCUAGCACCCCAGAUGCCAUGAUAAGCUUUACAUCAGUCGGCAAACAGAAGCGCUCGCGCGCUGCCUUUACGCAUCUGCAAGUGUUAGAACUGGAGAAGAAAUUUAACCACCAGAAGUACCUGUCCGCUCCCGAAAGAGCCAAUCUUGCCAACACGUUGGGACUGACCGAGACCCAAGUUAAAAUCUGGUUUCAGAACAGAAGAUACAAAACCAAACGGAAGCAGCAAGCUACGGAGUACUGUAAGGACAUCUUUCAAAAGUCAGAAGAACUAAGUACAGAGGACAAUUUAGUCAGAUCGUCGCUUCUCUCCACGUUCUACAAAACAUAUAAAUACCAACCAUAUGUGUAUGACUUCAAUGGCACAUGGAGACCAAUACUGUGGUGAACAUUACAUAAUACUGGACAAUAUUCAGGUCAAUAUGGACACAAUGCCUUAUGAGGAGAGUAUGUUAAACAACUAAUUAUGUUACUUAGUUAUUUGAUCUAUUCAGCACAGUAACCUGUAAUAUUUUUUCACAAUCUACUUUUAUAUGGCUAAAAUGUAGCCUACCAAUGUCAAACCGUCAAGCUGUAAUUUUUCAUUCAUAGCCUAUAUGUAUGAGUAUGUUAUCACAGAAAAAAAUGACCUAAUCACUUUGUUGCUUGCAUUUUCUUUUUUUAUGUAUAUUUUUUCCCGAAAUUGCAAGAAAAUAAAGGGUAACUGAUUUGAAA
Messenger RNA from Oncorhynchus gorbuscha (pink salmon), 1043 nucleotides. RefSeq names its product homeobox protein Nkx-3.1-like. Gene Ontology annotation, cellular component: nucleus. Gene Ontology annotation, biological process: cell differentiation; regulation of transcription by RNA polymerase II. The coding region runs from base 109 to 717 and encodes 202 amino acids. Gene Ontology annotation, molecular function: RNA polymerase II cis-regulatory region sequence-specific DNA binding; DNA-binding transcription factor activity, RNA polymerase II-specific. The record is from RefSeq and is a predicted model, not a curated record. NCBI's taxonomy places the organism in Eukaryota, Metazoa, Chordata, Actinopteri, Salmoniformes, Salmonidae. The transcript is spliced from 2 exons.